Messenger RNA from Amoebophrya sp. A120, 466 nucleotides. The record is from the annotation of a GenBank genome assembly. NCBI's taxonomy places the organism in Eukaryota, Dinophyceae, Syndiniales, Amoebophryaceae.
CCAUAGCAGCGGAGGAGCGGAGGCAGGAAGCCCUUUUCUAUAUGAAAUGCAAAAAUGUCUGGGUCUGGAAGAUUGCCAGGUUUGUCAUGCACAUUUUGCAUGACUCCUGAUGUCUGUGAUGCAUGCCUUAGCAUCACAGAUUUUGUGAGGGCUUCCUGAUGCCUAUACCGCAUGACAAGUGCUCUUUACGUGUAGCAAAACUUGGACUCUCAUUGCUGCUCAUGCAAUACAGAUUUUUUUAGGAUCCAAAAUCAGCAUGACAAGUUGGAUUUCUCCAGACACAGACAUUUUUACAGUUGAUAUUCUACGCUUUUGUUGUAAUCGGUGCUGUUCUGUUUCUCGCGGGAAUAUUCGUGGCCGUGCUGCUUCUCCGGGCUGUUUUGAAGAAGAGAAGGAAAAGACAGGAGAGCGCUUCCAAGUCAAGAAUUUUCGAUGUGAAGAGGCGGCGCUUCGUGAAUAAAGGACC